Molecule: messenger RNA, 4582 nt
Organism: Girardinichthys multiradiatus
Lineage: Eukaryota; Metazoa; Chordata; Actinopteri; Cyprinodontiformes; Goodeidae
Exons: 7
Coding region: 137-3679 (1180 amino acids)
Biological process (GO): regulation of transcription by RNA polymerase II
Cellular component (GO): nucleus
Molecular function (GO): protein dimerization activity; DNA binding
Source: RefSeq, a predicted model, not a curated record
UUGUCGUUGGUCGACUGCUAAAGACGUAAAAACAUAGAAAAACAGCAGAUAGACCGUGGAUUAUUAACUGGGAUUUUGCUUUUCUUCACUCAGACCUGGGGUGGAAUGUGUGGACCAAAUUAUAAACAAUACACCGAUGCGUAUGCAUCCUGCAGAAACCCGAUUCUCGGAAUCAGCGUCACUUUUGCACCUUAAAAACAUCGGCGUAGUUUUCCACAGGGCGCUUCUAUCCCGUCGAGCUCUGCAGCCACCCAGCAGCUCUGCAGAGAAGGGAGCCCGCAAAAACAUGGAUCUCAUCAUCAAGCCGAGAGCAAAGUCAUUCGUCUGGCUUUACUUUGGCUAUAAAGCUGGCGAAAAUGGCCGACCUUUGAAUCCCGACGAAGUCGUCUGCCGUUUAUGCCGAAAGAUUGUGUGCGCGAAGGGAAACACCACGAAUUUAAGGAGUCAUCUGAGGCGUCGACAUCCCGCUGAGUUUAACGAGAGCAUUGGCUCCACGACCCCUGGAUCUUCCUCGGAGCCUCAAGGUCUGGAACUCAGUCACGAAGAGCUCAAUGAGGAUGUACCGCUCCUCCAGACCCCCUCAAACUCCAAUUACGUCCCAGAUGCGGUGGUGCCGCCGGGCGAGCCGUGGCUCCACGGCGGCCCCUCCAGGGCUGUGCUGUCCCUGCCUGCCUGUCUCUCCCUCCGUACAAAUGGUGCGUCCUCUGUCGAAGAACAGGGGGAGAUGAAGGUGUAUGCUAAGUGUCAACUUCAGCAAGGGGUCCUGUUUGGGCCCUUUUUGGGAGAGGUGUGCAAGGGACAAAUGCUGAGCAACCUCAGAUAUGCCUGGGCUAUCCGAGAUGAUUCUGCCUUCACCUAUGUUGAUGCAUCUGAUGAGAACAAAUCUAACUGGAUGAGAUAUGUAUCAUAUACAAGCAACGAGGACGAACACAACUUGGUGGUUUUCCAGUUUUACCGUCACAUAUACUACAAGGUUUGCCAGUCCAUCUCAGAGGGGGCAGAGCUCAAAGUCUGGAUUGGGAAGGAUUAUGCCUCGCUAUUGGGUCUGGGGAUGAGUGAUAAUGCAAAAUGUGAAAUCGGAGACAAGGAAACAGCCCUGCGCCUCCUGCAGGACAUCCAGCUGGUCACCCUCCCAGAGCCAAGCAGCACAUCGCUUUGGUCUGACAGCAGCCAAUCACAGAGCCCCAUGCCUGUCAUCGGUGAGGUGACGACCGUGUCCAACCCAGAACCAGCUAACGAUCCAGGCUCAGUACCCAGCUCUGCCUUCCCCCCCGCCAUUCAGAGCUCAUUUAUUUACACCAGCUCCAGUGUGACUGACAAAUAUGAUUUCUUGCCUGGGAGUGAGAAGCUGCUAAGCAAUCCAAACGCUCACCAGCACAGCGCCUGGCAGUUUUUUGGCUUGGAGCCAGACCCCACCGGUCGGCCUCUGGAUCGAAACAUGGCGGUGUGUAAGUUGUGCAUGGAGCGCGUGAGCUGUGGAGGAGGAGCAACAGAUCUCCAGAACCAUUUGACUACCAAACAUCACCUCAAACCUCGAGACAUCACCAAGGAUCGCAUCCUGGCGGCAGGUCAACGUAUUGUCCCUGUGAUGACACCCAGCGGCGUUCACAGCAGCCCCCCUGCAGCAACAUCUGCUCAAGUGACAAAUGCCAUCACCAGUUUCCUCAUCAGGGAUCUCCAGUCCCCAGCUCUGGUAGAAGGAGAAGGGUUCAAACAACUCCUGCAUACACUCCUGCCCUCCUACAAGGAGCCGCUGACAUCCCAGCAGCUGCAGAACCUCCUGAGAGACCACUACAUUAAAGCCAAGAUAAACCUUGUUCAGAUGUUGAGGAACAAAACCGCGGGUGUGGACAUUGAGGAGAUAACAGACUACACCGCUCCCAUUGAGUUCGAGCCCAGGAGACGAGGGCGACCUCGAAACCACCAGAAGGCAGUUUCUCACUUUGUCACCUUGAGUGUAGAUGUUUGGCUCCACAGCUGGCAGGGCAGCAGCCAGCAUUACCUGACCCUCUGGGCACAUUACAUAGGUGACGAUGAUUUCAGUCCUCACAACCUGGCACUGGCAACCCAAAGGCUGGAGGAGAGUGGAGCUAAAGGCUUAAACCUCCAGGCAGUGGAGAUGCAGGUAAAGGCGAUGGCGCAGGAGUGGGGGAUCAACCAGCCAAACCUGGUGUUGUUGGGACUAGAGGGCCAACACAGGAUAAGGCUGAGGCCCAUAAAGACAGAGAAGGGCGUGGAGGCUACAGGGAGUGCCCCACACCCUAAUUCAACAACUUUUUUAGAGAAGGAUGACUCCGCCUCGCCUGAGGAAACACAGGCCUCCUCGGAGCAUUUUAGCGAGGGUCUUCCAUCCGUCCCGUGUUUUUUCAGCGCCGUUCAGGGCUGCAUUGAGGAGGUGAUGUUACACUCAGUGAUCUUUAAAACUCUCAGCCAGUUCCAGAGUGCUCUCUCCACCCUGCUGCUGCCUCCUGCUCAGAAGAGAGGCUUGUACCACCACCAUGCUCGGAAGCUGCUGCAUGGCAUGACCAAAGCAGAGCAGGAAAGAAUAAAGUCGUGGGCUCACAGCCAGCCCACCUGGAAUUCACUUUAUCCUUUACUGAACUCACUUAUCAAACACAAAAGCCUAAUCUGUGAUAUAGUAAAAGACAUUAAUGAAGAAAGCAUGGCCAGAGACGAGACGGCUGCAGAGUCAUUAGGCAGCUACCACGCAAACUCAACCUCAAGCAUGUCAUCGGUGUGCCUCCCGACUUUGCACUCUGAGUGGAAGGUGGUGGAGGAGCUCUGCUUGGUCCUCAAACCUCUGGAUGUGGCCUGUAGAACUUUGGCCAAAGAAGCCUUCCCGCGUCUGUCCCUCGUCAAACCCAUUCUCACAGGCUUGCUCUCACGCCACCUCGUACCCCGGCCGGGCGAUUCCUCGUCCAUCCUAAAGGAGGUAAAGAGGAUGAUGAGGCGGAACCUGGCGAGCUGCUACGUCAGCCCAGCGGUGGACAGGGUUCUGUGCGUGGCAUGUUCCCUCGACCCCCAGUUUCAUGGGCUGGGCUUCAUGGAGGAGAAGCAGCAGAUGGCCACAUUCAACUGGCUGAAGAAGGAGGCUGUGAGGAUAGCGAAGGAGGACAGGAAAAGGAGUAAAGGCAAUCAAGAGAAGAGAAGCUCCCCUCCUGUGUCCCCAGAGUCAGACAGCGAAAUCCUCCGGAGGAGCAAACGCUUAAAGGAGUGCCCCCCGAUCAACUUCAGAGAAAUUAUCAUGGAAGAUGAAUGCAGCGACGCCGGAGAAAACGAUGACGGCGAACCGUCGGACCCUGCUUCUCAGGCUGGGCUCUCUGGCAUGGAGUUUCUGUUGGGGGACCUGUUCUGCUCCACUACAAGGAGCAGGCAGAGCUCCGUCGAGGAGUCUGUCGACAUGGAGAUGUCAGUCUUCAGAGCCGACAGAGGGGCUUCGCUGGGAGUGGAGCCACUACAGUGGUGGAGGACCAAGGCAGCUCAGUUUCCUCUGCUAGCCUCGGUGGCGCGGGUUUACAUGGCUGCUCCAGCUAUGGCGGGAAACGCCGCCCGGGACUUUGUGCAGGAAGGACCCGUCACCACAAACAGGAAGAGGUCCACCAUUCCCCCUGAAAGUUUGGAUGCUAUUCUGUUUCUACACCACAACCACAUUUCCACCUCUGAGGGCGGGCAGGAGUGAUGGGAAGAACAUUGUUCAGAGAGGUUCUGCUGAAAGGAACUGGACCAUCCUCUUCUAUCGUAUCCCUUUUAUACAAAUUAAAAGUGAUUUUAAUCCAGAAACUUCAUCUCCAAGACGAUUUUAAGGUUUGAAUAAAGCAACAGUAUAAUCAUGGAAAACUAAUUGGCAAAUUUAACCUUCAUCUGACUUUGCAGCAAAUUAUUUACCAAUAUAAUCGUGGUGUAAUUUUUAUUUUUUAUUUUUUUUUACAUUUUUGGCUGCGAACUACAAAACAAAUACAGAAAUGUCCAUCAAUCUGUGAUUUUUUUUGUUUUGUUUACUACUGAUUUACUUUUAACUUUAUUACCCUGUAGUCCUUUGUGCCUUAUCUAGUUUCUUUAGCCACACCGUAGUACCAGAUAUUUUCUAACCAAAUUUAACCCUUCUUCCUGUUUUUAUAGCCACAGCUGAUUAUACGUUUUUAGACUGGUCUGUUGAAGGUGGUUUGAUCUUUUGUUUGCCUCUGCUUUCUUCCUGAUUUGUUGAUCAGUAAUUGAUUAAAUGAGAAGCAAGAGUUAAAGACUGUAUCAGUAAAUUGGCUGAAGCAACUUAAAUGAUAAUCAUGUUGGAAUGGCCAAAUAAGAAAAAACAAAAACUGACUGUAAAACAUGCUAUCAUGUUCAAAUAAAGGUUUCUAUAAACUGUGCUGUAAUUGUUUUGUACCACCCUGUACUAAUAGGCAAACCAUCUGUAACAUAGACUUUAUAGAAGGAGUUUUAUACAGUCUGUGGUCUGUGUUGUGCGUCCCUGAAUGUAUUCUUUCACCUUUUUAUAAAUCAAAUACAGAAUAGAUUUUUGUCUUGUAGCAAACCUGUCCUAUAACUUUUAUUUUCUUCCAAUAAAACUGACUUCACCAUUUUAAAA